AUGUCCUCUCGUUCAGGCCCAGGCACAGCUUUACAACUAGGCGGUGUCGCCUAUGGAUUAACGCCAUGGUUGCUCGUCAAAGCCGCAAAUUUCAUCGUCCACUUUGAAAGGAACGGGUUUCUUAACUCUACAACUCGCUGGGUCCUGUUCAUGAUGACCCUCUGGACCAUCCGUACGAGAUUGUAUCCUACAAUACGUCGCCGUCAAGACCACUGGUUUGGAGACCUAUGCGGUCACAUUAUGUACGCUUCAUUCGAUGCAUUGGCGCUCACCAUGGCUGAUUAUCGUUUCUUCACAAGCAACUGGUGGGAGGCAGUAAAGGCACUCGUGGUCGUCGGUACAUACUUUAAUAUUUAUUCCGGCAUUGAACGGGGUCCUACCUUCCCGGAGCCUUACACAUCACGGCCUAGGGCUGACCCGGCUCGCAUUCCACAACCGGCUCCACAACCGGCUCCAUCCCCUUUCCCCGGCCCUUGGCGUGCCCCUGUUCCGGCACCUGCACCGGCACCAGCACCUGCACCUGCACCUGCACCGGCACCGGCACCAGCUCCAGCUCCUGCCCCGGCGCCUGCUCCUGCCCCGGCGCCUGCACCCGCCCCCGCCCCCGCACCUGUUCCUGCACCUGCACCUGCACCUGUUCCGGCCCCUGCUCCUGCUCCUGCCCCGCUUCCAGGUCCAGGUCCCCGGGUCCGACCUCCAGUUACACCCCGAGUUCACUUUGACCCACGAAUCCAGGUUCAAAAUCAAGCUCAAACUUGGGCUCAGCCUCAAGUUAAGUACCAGAACCAGGCGAACCCUAUUCAAUGGGGACCAGCUAGGCCGACCCCAACGGGCCAGCCGGUGGUACAGCCUCGACCUCUGCCCCAGCAGCCGGUACCGGUGAACAGUGGAUUAUUUCCAGCUCGUGCUAUCCAUACCCUAACGCCUUCGGCAAAGUAG
Molecule: messenger RNA, 939 nt
Organism: Daldinia vernicosa
Lineage: Eukaryota; Fungi; Ascomycota; Sordariomycetes; Xylariales; Hypoxylaceae
Exons: 1
Coding region: 1-939 (312 amino acids)
Source: RefSeq, a predicted model, not a curated record